Molecule: messenger RNA, 1638 nt
Organism: Cryptomeria japonica (Japanese cedar)
Lineage: Eukaryota; Viridiplantae; Streptophyta; Pinopsida; Cupressales; Cupressaceae
Exons: 8
Coding region: 84-1157 (357 amino acids)
Source: RefSeq, a predicted model, not a curated record
UGAAAUAGGCAUUAUGUUACAGUAAAUCAGGCAAAGCUCCAUGCUGCUUCCAAAUUUCUGCUUACCAGUCUACUGCUUGAGCAAUGGAGGAGGGCAAUGGAGAAUGGCUGCCAUUUAUAGAUAUAGGACCCUGCGAUUCUUAUCAAAUGGGUUUUGUAAUUGGACAAAGAUUUGCUCAUUUGAUAGAGAGCAGAGUUUCUAAGGAUAAGGCUUUGCAAGAAGAGAUGCUCCCUUUUGCCAAAUCUGCUGACGGGCAUUCUCUUAUUGAAUCCCUUUCAACUAAUAAUAGGAACAAAUAUCCAAGAUACUGGAAUGAAUUGCGUGGGACCGCAGAAGGCAGUGGUGUGCCAUUUCUCCAAGUAUUGUUACUAAACUUCAGGAAGGAGAUAGCCCCCUUUCUACCAGAAAAGAUACCAGCUUCAGAAUUGGCAAAUGCUGAAGAGUGCUCAGACAAUCUUGUCCUUAAUAGCUCCACAGCACUUGUUGUGCAUAAUGAGGAUGCAAGCAUAUCUGUGAUAGGUCAUGUGUAUUUGGUAAAAGCAACUCUUCAAAGUGGAGCUUCAUUCACAGCAUACACAUAUGCUGGUGAGCUUCCUAGCUGUGCGUUUGGGUUUAAUAGUCAUGGGGUGGCUUUUACAUUGAAUGCUGUUCCUCCAACUAAGGAGGAGGUUGAAAUUGGGGGCAUUGGGAGAAAUUUUAUUUCUCGUGAUUUACUUGAAGCGGUCAGCAUUGAAGAUGCAUUAAAACGUGUUCACUUGCCAAAUAUUUCAGUCGGACAUAGCUAUAAUCUGAUUGAUGUUAGACAGCGUAGAAUCUUGAAUGUUGAAACUGCAUCAAAAAAUCGAAUUUCAGUGCUGGAAGUAGGCUCAAUUCCAUUCUUCCAUGCAAACAUGUAUUUGCACCUUAAGAUCGGGCAGGCAAAUGAUAAAAGUUCCAUAAGCAGACAGAAACGAGCAGCUGAGCUCCCAAAUUCAAGCCUAGUAGAAUCACUAUCUCUUCUUGGAGACACAAGUGAUGAGAAAAAUCCUAUUUUCAUGCAAGGACCUAUUCUUUGCACAUUGUGCACUGCUGUGAUCGAUCUGGACCAAAAAAUGUUAUCAAUUUACCGUGGGAAUCCCAAGUUGGAGAAAGUUGUAUAUCUUUUUCCUCUUACGUAGGCACAAGGCAUAUACCGAAUUAUUUUGGCAUCAAUUCAUGAAAUAAUAUUAUAAGCAGUGAUUAUUUCUGUGAACAUUUGUAACAAUCUUUAGGAUUAUAGAGUGGGGCUGAACAGUUGGGCACUUUGAGUAGAGUCCUUCAUGUCUUUGUUUUGAAUCCUGCCUAUGCAUGAUGCAUACCACCCAGAGGUCACUGUGGGGGACCGCCCUUUGAUUAAGAGCACAUAUACUCAAGGUCGCUGGGCUACCUUUGAUUUCUCUGUCUGCCGAAAAAAAAGAAUGAAAAAACGACCUACUGAAUUACAAUUUGUUGUCUUAUGGAUGUAUUUGAGGGACAAUAAGCUAAAUGGUGUUAUGGCUGUUUAACAUGUAGGUAGAUUGGCAAGUAUGGGUUUACGUCCAACCUUGGGUUACAUGGAAACAAAUCACGAUGUGGACUUAUACAAGGGGGAUCUUAUAUGCAAAAUUGGCGUUUGGUUUG